Fulmarus glacialis (Northern fulmar) is the source of this 1913-nucleotide messenger RNA. It is a transcript of the gene GLB1L, whose product is annotated as galactosidase, beta 1-like. Gene Ontology annotation, molecular function: beta-galactosidase activity. Lineage: Eukaryota; Metazoa; Chordata; Aves; Procellariiformes; Procellariidae. The record is from RefSeq and is a predicted model, not a curated record. The transcript is spliced from 16 exons. The annotation marks the transcript as partial. Gene Ontology annotation, biological process: carbohydrate metabolic process. Gene Ontology annotation, cellular component: vacuole.
GUCUGCAGCCCCCCAGCACUGCCCCUCUCCCGCAGGCCUCCCGCCCAGCACGCUCCUUCCAGCUGGAUUAUGAGCAGGACUGCUUCCGCAAGGACGGUGCCCCUUUCCGCUACAUCUCGGGCAGCAUCCACUACGCCCGCGUCCCGCGCCCCGCCUGGAGGGACCGGCUCCUCAAGAUGUACAUGAGCGGGCUCAGCGCUCUGCAGGUCUACGUCCCCUGGAACUACCAUGAGCCGCUGCCGGGGGUUUAUGACUUUGCUGGGGACCGGGAUGUGGAAGCCUUCCUGGACCUGACAGCCGAGCUGGGGCUUCUGGUGAUCCUGCGGCCGGGGCCCUACAUCUGUGCGGAGUGGGAGAUGCGGGGUUGGCCCUUCUGGCUGGCACGCCGACCCCGGUGUCAUCUGCCCUCUCUCUCGCCAGCCUACCUGGCAGCCGUGGACUCCUGGCUCCAUGUCCUGCUACCCAAGAUCAAGCCACGCCUGUACCAGCAUGGGGGGAACAUCAUCAGUGUGCAGGUGGAGAACGAAUAUGGGAGCUACUACGCCUGCGACUACGAGUACCUGCGGCACCUGCUGGGCUCCUUCCGGGCGCUGCUGGGGAGCGAGGUGCUGCUCUUCACCACCGACGGCACGCGGGCGGAGGAGCUGCGCUGCGGCACGCUGCAGGGGCUCUACGCCACCAUCGACUUUGGGCCAGGCUCCAACGUGACGGAGUCGUUUGGUGUCCAGCGCCGGGUUGAACCAAAGGGGCCCCUGGUGAACUCUGAGUACUACACGGGCUGGCUGGACUACUGGGGGGAGGCGCAUGCCAGCACCAGCUCUGUGCAGGUGGCCCGGGGGCUGGAGGACAUGCUGCAGCUGGGAGCCAGCGUCAACAUGUACAUGUUCCACGGGGGGACGAACUUCGCCUACUGGAGUGGUGCUGACUUCAAGGACCAGUACAAACCAGUGACCACCAGCUACGACUAUGAUGCUCCCCUCUCGGAGGCGGGAGACCCCACCGAGAAGCUGUUUGCCAUCCGCACGGUCAUCAGCAAGGUGCUGAGCCUGGCAGGAGGAGGGGGACAGCACUGGGCACCGCUGCCNCCCGCCCCCCCCAAGUAUGCCUACGGCUGGGUGGCCCUGCGGAAGUAUGCCAACCUCCUGGAUGUCUUGGAUGUGCUGUGCCCCUCCGGGCCCAUCCAGAGCCCGUUCCCCCUCACCUUUGAGGCCAUAAAGCAGGCCCAUGGCUUUGUGGUGUACCGCACACAGCUGCCCCGGGACGUCCUGGACCCAGCCACGCUGGGUGCUCCUCCCCACAGCAUCUGUGACCGCGGCUACGUGAUGCUGCAGCAGGAGUACCGGGGGACACUGGAGCGGGACGGGCAGACAACGCUACGUGUGACGGGCAGGGCAGGGGACACCCUGGAUGUGCUCCUGGAGAACAUGGGCAGGAUUAGCUUCGGGGCCAACAUCAGUGACUUCAAGGGCUUGCUAGGGAACCUCUCCUUGGACUCCAGCCCUCUCAGCAACUGGCUGAUCUACCCCUUGGCCAUAGACACCGCCAUCCAGCAGGGCCGGCCCCACGGCUGGCCCCACGCUGCCCUGCCAAAAUCGAGCAGCCCAGGCAGAGCAGGGCCAGCCUUCUACACUGGGACCUUUGAGACCCCUGGCAUCGCCUGGGACACCUUCGUGAAGUUCCCAGGUUGGAGCAAGGGCCAGCUGUGGAUAAACGGCUUCAACCUGGGCCGGUACUGGCCCCGCCGCGGGCCCCAGCAGACCCUCUUUGUGCCCGGCUCGGUGCUGCAUGUUGGCUGCCCCAACAACAUCACAGUGCUGGAGCUGGAGGGGGCACCCCCCAUCCCCUUCCUGCUCUUCCUCGACCGACCCCUUUUCAACGGGACCCUCAGCCGCAGCACUGCGGCCACAGAAUAA